GAAGGGCAUAAUAGCGUGUGUGUGUGUGUGCUACGUGGAUUCCGGUUAUCUCCGAAUACAGUGAAGAAAGUAGAGAAUGUCGAAUGAUAAAAUAAAAGUUGCCGGCAAUAAAAAAAUUUAGUACAAAUUUAUUUUACCGCCAUGGAGUAAACGUGUUUUGACAUGUUCAGCCGUAGGGCUUUGUAUGGUAGUGUGUGUGUGAGCGGUGGCAUAUUGCAGCUAGCAACAAUUCGAGCAGUUUUUGUUGGUGUGCGUGCGUAUGGCUGUAAAGUUCUGUGUGAGCCCAUCGAACAGACGUCAUUCUUUCGUCAGCUUUCGAACUGUGCAGGAGCGUAUGUGGUCCGCAGCCGCGUAACACUCGCCGGGCGGGCAGCCGUGGAAACAUCACACCAUUAGCACAAACGGGCGGCCAUUAUGUGAAAUAAUACGUACAAGGAAGCAGAGAGUUCGUCGCCAUCGUUGUCGCCGCCAUCUUUCAACGCAUGGUUUGGUUAACCCUGAGUUAAAGCUACCGGAAGCUUCCCAUCGAAAAAAAGAAAUAAAAAGUGCGAGUGUCGUGUGUGUGCGCGCGUGUGUGUCGAAGCUGUAGUGUGAUGCCAGUUGAAAUUGUUCUUAACUAUUGCCGAAGUUCGCGGUGGGUGUAUGUGCCCUUGAGUAACGUUUGUGUGCGUAUGUUGUGAAUAACGUGACGAAUAGGCGCGUGUGGGGGCACCUCCAAACGAAGGGAAAUAAAAAAAAAACAAUUGCGUGUGAGUGUGUUGCGACGUUCUGUAUCGUGCACGCGCGCGAGUGUGUAUUCGGGUGUGUGUGUGUGUGAGUGCGCUCGCGUUUGCGUGUGCGGCGGAGCAUUGUGUGCAGUGUACGUGUGUCCGUUUCCUGGUCCCAGACUUGGAGCGCGAUGCAACUGCCGCAGGGUUUCUCCCACGUUGGCGUCGGGCGUCUGAGCAUCAGCGAGGAACACUUGCUGAAGCUGAAGACGCCGAGGGACAUCAACGAGGUGUACCAGGUUGCAGACACCUGGAUUGCCAAGGGUAUGUACGGUAUUGUGCGAGGCGCCGUAUCAAAACAAUCCGGCAUUAGCUAUGCAGCCAAAUUUCUACGUCGGCGCAGGCGAGGGCAAUGUUGCCUGAGCGAAAUCAAUCACGAGAUAGCGGUGCUGAUGCUAUGUGCGGACUCCGACCAUGUUGUGAAGUUACAGGCCGUUCACGAGACGCGCUCAGAGAUCGCCCUCAUACUGGAGCUCGCGACCGGUGGUGAACUGCAGACACUGAUCGACGAGCAAGGCCAUCUGGCGGAGCAGACGACGCGCGUUUGUAUGCGCGAAAUAUUGCGCGCCCUGCAACACAUGCACAGUAAAUCCAUCGCCCACCUGGACCUAAAGCCGCAAAACAUUCUACUGGCCGGGAAAUCCGUUGACGAUGGUUUGAAACUGUGCGACUUUGGGAUUGCUCGAUUCAUUGCGGAGAAGAAUAAGAUCUGCGAGAUCGUCGGUACGCCCGAUUACGUAGCACCGGAGGUGCUGCACUACGAUCCAAUAUCCUUGCAGACGGACAUCUGGUCAAUCGGCGUGGUUGCCUACGUCCUGCUGACCGGUUUGUCACCGUUCGGCGGUGACAGCAAGCAGGAAACGUUCCUGAACGUUACCAAAUGCUCGCUCACCUUUCCGGACGAUUUGUUCGGCGGAAUAUCGAGCGAUGCGAUCGACUUCAUCAAGAGCGCACUAAGAAUCAAGCCAAAGGAUCGUCUAACCGUGGACGAGUGUCUCGAGCAUCGGUGGUUGAAAGAGGAUACGGUUUGCUUGAGAGAGGAAAUGCUGGCCGCCCGUGCCUCGGCGGCACACAGCAAUAAAACCGACACCAGAGCUGUGAUGAAUGAAAAUGGUAUUGAUAAUGGCAGCAAUGACGAAGCUGUGGUAGAGAACGGUAACGGCUACGGCAUUGAGCCGGUACGAUUGCAAGAAACAAAUACGAAGCAGAAAGUGCUAACGGCGGUAGUAGAUGGUAGCAGCAGCAUUAAUAGUGUAACCGUCACCUCCAUCGCCUCGCCGUACGGUGUGCCAACCGAAGAAGAAUGGUGCGAAGCUGGAGGUGGUGGAGUAGAUGAGGGCGGUGGAGGAGGAGGUGGUGGAAGAAAAAUAUCUUCACCCGCGGAAGUGAAGCUAAUGCAGGGUAGCCAGCGUGAUAUCACCACGAUUGCCGAAGAAAAUAAGGAAAAUGUAAUAGUCGUUGGUGGCUUAGUGUCGCGGUCACUGUUUCCCGAUGCGCCCACCACGCCCAAGGUUAGCCGAAAGACGCUACCGGUGGAACCGCUAAACGAUGGGCAUCACUAUCCCCACCAUCAUCAUCAUCACCAUCAUCACCACAACCAUAAUCACAAUCACAGCCAUCAGCAGCAUCAUUUGCAUCAUAAUAAUUUCGCAGCGCACCAUAUGCUUAACCAUAGCCAUCAGCUGCCGAACAGCCACAAUGCUGCGAUGGUGGUGACAGCAGGCAAUGGCAGUAACGGCACUAGCGCUAUACCAUUGUCUAAUGGUAGUGGGGGUGGCAGCAUCAACACACCGCUCCACCCAGCUACGUUCUCGUCCCGCCAAGGUUCACCGUCUUGUGUGAAAAAAUUUGUACAAAAGAUGCACAUUCAAUCGCCUGUGAUGCACCGAGCAGCUAGUAGUGGUAGUAGUAGCUGCAGUAAUGGUAGCACCGAGAUGAUGUUAGCGAAGCCAUGCGAUGAGUACGGCAUCGAUGUAAGCUGCCCGAUACGAGCGCCACCGCUAUCCGAAUGGAACGAAACGGAUGAGGUGAAUGAGAAAAAUGGUUGUAAUGUAUCAACGAUGGGCAGCACGAAUGGUACCAAUACGGUGGCAAUUAUUCCCGUCGAAACGGGUGCCACCAUCUCGUCCAGUACGAACGACACCACCACCACCACCACCACCUCCUGCUCAUUCCCUACGUCUGCUGCGUCGACGAUUAGCAGCAGCUGCCGGACGACGGUGGUUGCAGCAGCAGCAACACUCUGUACACUACAGUGUACCGAAGCACCGGGAAGCGGUGCAAACGAUCGACAUCUUGCAGCAACCGGUCACAGCAAAACGACGCUGCAGCAAAGCGACAAAGAUGCCAUUACCUGCUGAGAAUCGGUUAACGCCGAUCGGCCGGAGAUGCAGUGGUCGUCAAUGUAUGCUGCCGAAGGUAUAAUGAUGGACAACACUGAUAAGUAUACUACACUGAUAAGUAUAAGUAGAUGUGGGUCAGCUGGGACAUGUAGUUAUAUCUAUCUAUCUAUUAUAUAUAUGCUUAUGUAUGUAAAUAUUUAUAUACAUAUAUAACCCGGAUAAUACUGGAAGACGCUUUGAGCGUCACUUAAGUCGACUCUUCGCUGCGGUUUCGAACGCGUGUGUCUGCUUGAAUCCACCACUCGGGUGUGUUGCGCGCGUUUUUGCUGGCAAUUUGGUUGAGCCAAAUUGUUACCAAAAUCGUUCCCGUAGCGCGCGAAACGGGUGGUGUGCUCUUGCGCACGCGCGCGGUACUUAACACCAACUAAGUAAAAACCGGUGUUUGCUAAACGCUGCCAAAAUGUUAGACUAUUUACGUUAGAAGAAAAAAUACGGAGUGUGUGAGUGAGAUCGUGUUUUGCGUGGACUGCACGUGGAAAAUGUCACGCUUUUGAAGCGCUUUCUGGGGUUGGCGGGGGGAGGGAAUGAAUUGAUUCUGAUGCGAAUUGAUUCAACGUUUGCUGGGAAAGGUUGAAAAUCGGAAUGAUUUUUGUGUGCUAUCUUUCUUUUGUUUCCUCUUUUUAAUCUUUCAUUUUAUUCUACUGGUUUAGUAUUGCGUACAAAUUUCCUUUGCUCUAUGGCCAUAUCAAACAAAUCGAACCGCAUCCCAAUCACAUCUGUCGAUGCAUAUCGCGGGUUCGAGUACUGAGUCGUCUUGUUUUUUUUUGUUUUAACCGGAACUCCCAAAUAAUACCGUCGCAUUUAGUGUUGUGCGAUUUGCGUAUGCGAAGGGAAAACGCAUAGAAAAAAGGGAGCUUUACAGAGGUACUACGCUCCGCGGUUAUUAAACGUUGUGUGCCGCGUGUUUGAAACAUCGCGCGACCAACGGGAAAGCACAUACAAUGAAUACGUUAGCGCACAGUUAAGCAACAUCCACGAUACGAAACUUGAAAGACAUGUUAGAGUUAGGCCGUACAGGAAAAAAAGCCAUAGCAAUGUUACUUGCGCGAGUGCAAAUCCUAUGUUGUAGAUAGUUCUGAUUGCGCACACGCUAAUAAAACAAAAAGACAUUUAUAACAACAAAAAAAAGACAUACACACACACUCAUCGAUCGACAAAUCGGAGGAGCGUGUACUAAUAGAUAAAUAACAGUUUGCUCCGCAACAGUCAAGCAAAACAUCAUUGUUUUGCCAUGAUGUGCCUAACAGAAAAGAGAAAAAAGAUAGAGACAAUUAUUAAAAAGUUUCCGAGGCCACACACCACACAAAACACCAACCUAAGAAGAAGUGGUAUUCGGUGCUCUAGCUUUCCUAAUUGGUGGACGCCUUUUUUUUAAAUGAAAAAGUGUGUUUAAAAAGUAGUGUUUUGAUUGCAUUUAAUAAGUAUCUUGUUCAAUACCCUUAACCCUUAUGUCCAUUCCGUUUUUUUUUACCAGGAAAGGCCUUCGUUUAGCAGGCAAAGCGUUGUUUAUAAUAUAGUUGCAUUGUUUAGAAAACUUGGUGCGUUUAACAAAAAAUAUGUUUAAAAAGAAAGAGUGAGAGCGAGAGUUACUUGUUGUCAUGUUGCGAUCGAUUUAUCGAUCGAUUUUUAGUGAAUUCAUUAGAUUGAAAAUCCAGGUGAUGAAGCGCGAUGGGUGAGCCAAAGUGUGCUGUAUUGAGGGGGUGAUUUUUUUCGCUGCAUUUCCGUGAUCUAAUUCUUCCGUCCUUGCGGAAUGAUCGUUUCACUAUGUACAAUAGAUCUUCGUUGAACUAUUUCCUCCUUGGUUUUCGUUGUUUUUUUUUCGUGGCUUAUUGAACCAAAUUUUCUUGUACAAUGUCGCGCACUAACAGUGCAUCGAAGGUGUGUUAAACUGCUUUAUUAAUAUUUUAUCUCACUGCCAUGGUUGGCCAUUUCGUUUUUUAUUUUUUCAGCAUUCUUUCGUUACCCGUACAAAGAGAUCAGAGCUGCGAGAGUCGCAAUUUACGACCCGUCUACCUGUCGUUCUGCGUGUCCUUCGUUUUGACAGUUUUGUUUUUUUUUUGUCAUUUAAAACAACUCAUCACUCAUUGCAAUGCUCUAAUCUGUUUGUACGAUGAACUGAAUUAUGUGGUUUUAAUUUAUGAUAUAUUUUGAUUGUUCACGUGUUGAUAAAGGGGCAAGGUUGGGAAGAAGAAGGAGGGAGGGGAAUGUGGGAAUGUUAAAGGGUGAAAGAGAGGGGUGGUUUGAGUGCAUUUCUACCGGGUGUAAAUAGUUGAACGGGUACGAUGACCAACUCCAUUUGAUGCGUAUAGGGGUCUAACGGUCAACUAUUUGCACUAUUGGUACGUUACAUUUAACCCUUUGCCUUUGGAAAUGAUUGAAAUUAGUACCAGGAUUGCCUUUUUAGAUCCGUUACAUGAGCCAAACCGUUGCCAUUGUGUAACCUUGUUAGUGCAUUUUAUCGCCGUUAUUUAAAGGUUCGCAGAAAAAGAACAAAAAAAAACAAGGACCUUUUUAGGGAAGACACAUUUUGCCAAAAGAAACAAUCAAAUAAUAAUUUAAACAACAGCGAGAAAGGAAGAGAAAGGGAAAGAGAGAGAUAGAUGAGAACCGCCUUCGGUUUCGAUAGGAUGUAUUCACGCACAAAAGUAACAUUGAUCCAAAGAGUGAACAUUUGAGGGAAAAUAGACAUUUUUUUUUCUUUUCGAAAGAGGCAACAUAGAGAGAAAAAAAUCGUUAUAGCUAUAUGAUGAGGAGUGCUGUUUUUGUGCCGGUGCUAGCUUGAGUUUAAACAUAAAUGUUGAAAAGGGGGGACAUCGAACCACUUGAGUGUUCGUGUUGUGGUCUCUUGGGGUGUAUCCCCUGUACCGCUGGAGGGUGGUAGAAACACGUUAGUGUUUGUUAUGAUCGUGUGGCAUAUUUUAUGGCCAACAAAACGCUACGCAUCUUAUUUUUAUGAUGAACUAUCUAGCACUGGCACGGCAUCGGCAGAGAGAAAGACAGAUCGAGUGAUAGUAAGGGAAGAAGAAAGACCGAGAGAGAGAGAGAGAGAGAGAGAAAGAAAGAGCGAAGAAGAGAGAAAGCAAGCAAGCUAUAGCUAUAUCCUAAGUUAUUCUCCAUGAUGUAAAUAAAUAUUAACAACACCCAAA
Anopheles funestus (African malaria mosquito) is the source of this 6315-nucleotide messenger RNA. RefSeq names its product death-associated protein kinase related-like. Lineage: Eukaryota; Metazoa; Arthropoda; Insecta; Diptera; Culicidae. The transcript has 6 exons. Gene Ontology annotation, biological process: protein phosphorylation; positive regulation of apoptotic process; intracellular signal transduction. Gene Ontology annotation, molecular function: ATP binding; protein serine/threonine kinase activity. Bases 899 to 3127 code for a protein of 742 amino acids. Gene Ontology annotation, cellular component: nucleus. The record is from RefSeq and is a predicted model, not a curated record.